Molecule: messenger RNA, 1694 nt
Organism: Synchiropus splendidus (mandarinfish)
Lineage: Eukaryota; Metazoa; Chordata; Actinopteri; Syngnathiformes; Callionymidae
Gene: inpp1
Product: inositol polyphosphate-1-phosphatase
Exons: 6
Coding region: 207-1340 (377 amino acids)
Biological process (GO): phosphatidylinositol phosphate biosynthetic process
Molecular function (GO): inositol-1,4-bisphosphate 1-phosphatase activity
Source: RefSeq, a predicted model, not a curated record
UGCGCCUGCCCUCCGCCCUUCUCCCUCUUGGUCGGAAACUCGGUUCACCGGAGACAGACCGGAGGAGAGACGAGUCUGUCGGUGGCGACGCUGUGACCCACUCCUGGCGCCUGCUGCUCCACGUCAGAGCGAGAGGGAACCGAGGAAGCCAGCUGCGCUCAGUGAGUCCGCUCGGUGAGCUGCCUGUUGUGACUCUCCUCUCAGCCAUGGCGGAUCUGCUCCGGCUCCUUCUGCGCGUGGCUGAGAAGGCGGCCACUGUGGCGCGGGUCUGCAGGCAGGAGGCGCCGCUCUUCCAGCUGCUGGUCCAGGAGAAAACAGGCGACGACAAGAACAAGAAAUUUGUCCAAGACUUCAAGACCCUGGCGGAUGUGGUCAUCCAGGAGCUGAUCCGCCAUGAUGUCGGCGCUCAGUUUCCUGAGAUGGUCGGCUUCAUCCAUGGAGAGGAGUCCAACAAGUUUGAAAAUGGCCUGGGUGAGAGCGUGACGGUCACUGUCUGCAGCACCGAGGAGAGGACGGCCCAGCUGCUGGCCUCGGUGCUGGACGGCGACACGGCGGCGGCCGCCCUCCUGGCCGGAGCCAUCCACAGAGACCCUGCCUCCAUCCAGGUGGACACGGAGGGCCUGGCGCCGCUGCAGCUCAGUCCGUCCGAGCUGGCCAUCUGGAUCGACCCCAUCGAUGCCACCAGCCAGUACAUCGAGGGCCGGGAGGAGGCGCCGCAGCGGGACCACCUCUCCCCCUCAGGUCUGCACUGCGCUCUGGUCCUGAUCGGGGUCUACCUUCGGAGCACUGGGGAGCCGGUCAUGGGCGUCAUCAACCAGCCGUUCAACUCCAAAGAGCCCGUCUGUGGCAGGUGGAGGGGGACACACUACUGGGGCGUGUCCCACGGCGGCGUGAACGUCUGCUCCGUGAGCCGACCUGACCCCGGCCCCGGCGGCGAGCUGGGCCCGACGGUGGUGCUGAGCUCCAGUGAGAAGGAGGCGGUGAAGCGCAGCCUGCUCCGCCUCUGUGGAUCCGAGCGGCUGAUGUAUGCGUCCGGUGCCGGCUAUAAGGUGCUGUGCGUGAUCCUGGGCCUGGCCGACGCUUACGUCCUCUCGGAGGGCAGCACCUUCAAGUGGGACUCCUGCGCCCCGCACGCCCUGCUGCGGGCCCUGGGGGGCGGGGUGGUGGAUCUGAGCCGCAGCCUGGAGUCCGGCUGUGGUGCCGGGGUGGAGCUCACCUACCACCAGCCGCUCUGCGGGGGCAAAGGUGCUGAGCGCUGGGCCAACCACGGGGGCCUGGUGGCUUAUCGAGAUGCCGCCCAGCUGCAGCGCAUCCUGGCCGCUCUGAAGCCCUCGUCCUGAGCCGCCGCCGCCGCCGCCGGACCCUAGCCAGGGCGGAGAGACGCCCGGCACCGGCCAUCUUGUCAUGUUCAAAGGCUUCACACGUCACCUCCACUGCACCGUGUGGAUCCAGAACCGAGUUAGUCCUCAGUGACGGGAUGGUGGGCUCUUUUUAUUGAACUUGUUUAUGGAGGCCGUUUAUAUCUCACGGAAGCCAUGUUGCAUCACUGCCGCCUGCCAUUUCUGCUGUGCUCUGCAGUUUUCAGCAGACAGGAGGGUGGGAAGGUUUACUUCUCUGGAGCGUCAGCUCCCAGAGAGGAGGCCGGAGUUUUAAUGCAAGAGCCUUGUUUCUAUCAUAUUAAACAUUAAGUUGUA